CGCAUGAUAAUGCUCGAAACUGCUGCGUCUCGAGCAGCGAAGGGGCAUCGGAAAGAUUUGCCCGCCGCCAGUUGACGACCUGCCAGCAUACCAUCAUGUACAGUCAGCGAUCGUCGUCUCUGUCGUCAUUGUCGUCGCCGUCCAUGGAGUUCGAGCCCGAGCCAGAGUACAUUGACGAACGCCGGUGGGAACGCAUUGAUACACUUGGCGAUGGGUACAGCCCUCGCACGGGGCACACGGUAGUGUCGCACAACUCGACACUGUACGUAUUUGGUGGGACCGAUCGGCGGCGACGCCAGCAAGAUCUCUUUCAGUUUGAUAUUGAGUCGAGUUCGUGGUCCCACGUGGACGUCCAUGGCACGUUGCCACCGCGGCGAUCUGGUGCCUUGGGUGUUGUGCAUGCAAACAACAUGUAUAUCUUUGGCGGGUACGACGGACGCGACGGCAACUACUUCAACGACCUAUUCUAUUUCAACUUUGACACGCGAAGAUGGAGCGAGAUGCCGACGUCGUCCACGUCGUCCGUGCGGCCAGAAUCGCGCACCGACCACAUUAUGGUGCUCCAUGACGCCAACAUUUACAUUUUUGGCGGGUAUAACGGGUCGUCUCGGUUCAACAACAUGUACCGAUAUGAAAUUCCGGCCAAGAGUUGGCGCAGAGUCGACGCGGUGGGGAGUCUCCCGAGCGGACGUUUCGGCCACACGGGGGCGGUCCACGAGCCAUCCAGUCGGCUCAUCGUAUUCGGAGGAUGGGACGGCCGAGACACGCUCGACGAUCUGCACCAGUACGAGUUCCACACCAACACAUGGAGCCCAAUCCCGACGACGGGGAGGGCACCGCCCCAUCGAUACCGUCACACGGCCGUCAUCUUCGACACGAGCAUGUUUGUGUUUGGCGGUGUGGACAAGGCGCACAGCCGAUUUAACGACCUUCAACGACUCGACAUGGUCACGAAUACGUGGACGGAAGUGCACACGACCGGGUUUGUCCCGAGCAGUCGGACGUUCCACCGCGCCGUCGUCGUCCUGAACCGCAUGUACCUCCUCGGUGGCUACGACGGCACGGACCGUCUCCACGACUUGUACUCGAUUCACGUCGGACCGCUUUCGCCUCCGUCGCUUCUCGCGCUCUGCGCCUCGUACACGCGCCGCAACGUCGACGACAUCCUCACCUUCACAUCAUUCAAAGGCGUGCCUCAAUUGGUGCUGGACGACGUGAUCUUUCAGCGCGACCAUGGCAACGUUCUCCGGGGGAAAUGCGCGCUGUGCCGCGACGGACGUUGCAGUGUGUACAAAGUUUCUCGGACGUUGAACGACUCAGCAGUUCCUUCGAUGCAUGCCAGCCGCGCCGCAGUGGCGAGUGCCGCCAAUCUGCACCACUUGACGCCAGCGUCAACCGCACACAAGGCGACACAUGGCGACGCGUGCGUGUGCGGCCAUGGCACAUCCCACCACGAACGAAUCGACGAGCGCAAGCUGUAUGGGGAGCCGUACAACGCCCGCAUGAUGGUCGGGGGUGGCAUCGGCGGCGCGGGUGGCGCCACGUCGUUCUCGUCGAAAGGCAAAGUCCACUUACUCUACAGCCUCUACAAGCGCAUCUUUGACGGCGGGCCGGCCGACGACAGCCCCGACCAUGAAAUUGCUGACGCGUGAUUGCGAUAGAAAUAGGUUUACUUUGGUCUUGUUGUGGUGUACUCGAUUGCCGUGUCCAUCUGUCCUUCCUAAAGGUCUGCG
This is a messenger RNA of Aphanomyces invadans, 1733 nucleotides long. RefSeq lists its product as hypothetical. Gene Ontology annotation, cellular component: Golgi apparatus. Gene Ontology annotation, molecular function: protein binding. Bases 96 to 1652 code for a protein of 518 amino acids. NCBI's taxonomy places the organism in Eukaryota, Oomycota, Saprolegniomycetes, Saprolegniales, Verrucalvaceae. The transcript has 6 exons. The record is from RefSeq and is a predicted model, not a curated record.